CGUACUCACACGCAUAUCAGCAAACAGAUGUCAAGUUUUUCUAUUCACACCAAUAAACAGCGGCAAGAAUAUAAAGACUGCAAGAUUAUCUAAAACUAAAGAAAUUCUUCAUAGAUAUAAUUAUUAUUAAAAUAAAAGCUGACACGUCAAUAAAAACCGACGUCCACAAAAUGAAUGAGGAAUUCAAAUUGCCCAAACGUUCGCGCAAGCGGCUUCGUGAGGUUAAACGUCGAGCCCGUCCAGAGUUGGGUGACAAAGAGGCAUGGGCAGCAUUACGUUAUUAUGAGCGUUUCGAUGAGUUUCACAAAUUUGAUGAUAAUAUUACACGCAUUAAAGAAUCUGAAGUAACUUGUGAAGAGUUUAUUGAGCGAUAUGAAAAACCCUAUAUUCCGGUGGUAAUUGAUGGUUGCCAGAAAGGUUGGCAGGCAGAGGAAAAAUGGACGGUGCCCCGACUAUCCAAGAAGUAUCGUAAUCAAAAAUUUAAAUGCGGGGAAGACAAUGAGGGAUAUAGCGUCAAAAUGAAAAUGAAGUACUAUGUGGAGUAUAUCCGGACUACGCUCGAUGAUAGUCCAUUAUACAUAUUUGAUAGUAGCUUCGGAGAACACCAUCGCCGUCGCAAGUUGCUUGAGGACUAUACAGUGCCGAUGUAUUUCCGCGAUGACCUCUUUAAACAUUGCGGUGAAGAGCGACGACCACCGUACCGUUGGUUUGUCAUGGGACCCGCUCGUUCUGGUACUGGCAUACAUAUAGACCCGCUAGGGACCAGCGCUUGGAAUGCUCUUCUUCGUGGCCACAAACGUUGGUGUUUAUUUCCCACACAUACACCCAAGGAAUUGCUAAAAGUACCUAAUGCUAUGGGCGGUAAGCAGCGCGAUGAAGCAAUAACUUGGUUCAGUACCAUUUAUCCUCGUACUAAACAACCAGACUGGCCAGCUGAUUUGCAACCCAUUGAAAUACUACAGAAGCCCGGUGAAACAGUGUUUGUGCCUGGAGGUUGGUGGCACGUAGUUUUAAACUUGGAUGAUACAAUAGCCAUUACACAAAAUUUUUGUAGCCGCACAAACUUUCCGAUCGUGUGGCAUAAAACUGUUCGAGGCAGACCUAAGUUGUCGCGAAAGUGGUUACGUGUGCUUCGCGUAAAAGAACCUGAUUUGGCUAAGCUAGCAGAGAGUAUUAAUGUGGAUCAAAGUACUGGUUUUGCAUCGGAUAGUUCCAGUAACUCGAGUUCAUCAUCCAGUUCCUCAUCAUCAUCGACAGAAAAUGAAGGUGAUGGCAGCGAUAGUGGCAGUUCUAAUACGGACAGUGGGCAAGAGAGUCUAACAGCGAAGAAAAAGAAAAAGCGACGUUUUGAAGAUGCAAUGGCGUCCAAUUCUUGAUGUCAGUUGUGUGGCAGUGAUGAAAGCACAACGAUGGACGCAAGCGUGCAGUGCGCUACAUAUGACAGCAUUCAUGGAGCUAAAACUCACGACAUUGAAUUGAACGAAAAUAAAAGCUUGACAAGAUUGCUGCAAAUGCGUUUGCGAUUGCUGCUCCAUUGCAAGAGUUAACAUUUGUAUUUCAAGACAAGAUAAUGUGUCGAUAAGCAUAAUAAAUUCAUUACAAAUUA
Molecule: messenger RNA, 1606 nt
Organism: Anastrepha obliqua
Lineage: Eukaryota; Metazoa; Arthropoda; Insecta; Diptera; Tephritidae
Gene: PSR
Product: bifunctional arginine demethylase and lysyl-hydroxylase PSR
Exons: 1
Coding region: 171-1376 (401 amino acids)
Biological process (GO): phagocytosis
Cellular component (GO): cytoplasm; nucleus
Molecular function (GO): P-TEFb complex binding; histone H4R3 demethylase activity
Source: RefSeq, a predicted model, not a curated record